AUGUCUCCAAGAGUGACUUAUCGCAGAAAGUGCCGUUACAAUACUCCAUCUAACAGAGUUCGUGUUGUAAAGACUCCAGGUGGUAGAAAUCUGAUUCACAACAUUGGAAAGGUAUAUUCCCGACCUAAAUGCGGUGAUUGUAAGAAACCUUUAGCAGGAAUUCCAGCAUGUGCCCCAUAUGAAAUGAAACAUCUUAAAAAACGUGAAAGAACCGUAGCCCGUGCAUACGGAGGAACUAAAUGCUCGACUUGUGUUAGACAAAGAAUUUUAAGGGCAUUCUUACUUGAGGAGCAAAAAGUGGUAAAGAGUGUAAUUGCUGAGAAAGAACAACAGAAGAAGAACGAAGAGAAACCAAAAGUUACCAAGAAAUCUACAGGAAGUAAGCAGACUUCAUCCAAGAAGAAGUAA
Cryptosporidium ubiquitum is the source of this 408-nucleotide messenger RNA. Its product is annotated as 60s ribosomal protein L34. Gene Ontology annotation, cellular component: cytosolic large ribosomal subunit; ribosome. Gene Ontology annotation, molecular function: structural constituent of ribosome. NCBI's taxonomy places the organism in Eukaryota, Apicomplexa, Conoidasida, Eucoccidiorida, Cryptosporidiidae. The transcript has a single exon. The record is from RefSeq and is a predicted model, not a curated record. The coding region runs from base 1 to 408 and encodes 135 amino acids. Gene Ontology annotation, biological process: ribosome biogenesis; translation.